UAUAUACACUCACAAGCGCACACAUACAAGCAUGUGCACGCACAAACUCCCUACUGUAAGAAAAAAAUCGGAAAGUAUCUGUUUUAUUGUGUGGUUGACUGCGAUGUCUGAGGAUACUACAUUUAAGUUUGCUCCUCUAGCGCUGUCAUCUACUGAAUUAAGUUUGAACUAUGAGGCACAAUUUUAAAUGGUGUUUGUGUAUGUGAGAACAUUUUUUUAUAGUUUCUUUACAUUGUUUUGUGUGUGGGGACUGGGAGUGAUUUUGAAAUUGGUGUUACCCAUUUAAACAUGGCUUAUUAUGUUAUUAUGCAUGAUUGACUUAAGUGUACUUAUGUCCAGUUGUGAGGUGUGUUUGGAGCUAAAUAACUGCUAAGGAGGCAGUCUAGAUGCCGCGUAUUAUCACUGCACUAAACAGCUGAUUGUAUGUCGCUGCAGGUUGAGUUGUCACCUUCUAUAUGUUCGUGUUGCAGGCCUCAGCGACGUCUAGCCCCGGACCUGCAUCUCUGGGCUCGCAGGUUCACGCUGCAGCUGUCAAUGGAGAUAGGAGCGCUCUCCUCAAACUCAUCACAGCAGAGCCGUCGCUGCGGGACCGUGAGGACCAGUUUGGCCGGACCCCUUUGAUGUACUGCGUGCUGGCUGACCGACUGGAUUGUGCAGAGAUUCUGCUGAAGGCCGGAGCCUCUGUCAACAAGACCGACCACAGCCAGCGCACCGCUCUGCACCUUGCCGCGCAGAAGGGCAACGUGCGUUUUCUGAAGCUGCUGCUGUCCAGGCGUGCUAACUGGCUGCAGAAAGAUUUAGAGGAGAUGACCCCGCUCCAUCUGGCCACCCGACACCCAUCCCAAAAAGCCCUCGCACUGCUGCUCAAACACAUUGGACCUGGAGAGGUUGACACACAAGACAAGAACAAGCAAACGGCUCUCCACUGGUCAGCGUUUUAUAACCGACCAGAACACGUUCGCCUUCUGAUCAAGCACGACUCCAACAUCGGCAUCCCGGACAGCGAGGGCAAGAUCCCUCUGCACUGGGCAGCGCACAGUCAGGAGCCCAGCGCUACACAAACUGUCCGCUGUAUACUGGAAGCAGCUCCCACUGAAUCCCUGUUGAACUGGCAGGACUAUGAGGGCCGGACGCCCCUGCACUUUGCCGUUGCAGACGGUAACGAGGCAGUGGUGGAGGUGCUGACGUCUUACGAGGGUUGUAAUGUGACCGCUUAUGAUAACCUAUUCAGAACACCGCUGCACUGGGCAGCUCUGCUCGGCCAUGCCAGAAUUGUCCACCUACUGUUGGAGAGAAACACAUCAGGCACUAUUCCCUCAGACAGCCAAGGAGCCACACCUCUGCACUAUGGUGCCCAGAGCAACAACGCUGAGACAGUGGGCGUGUUUCUGUCCCACCCGUCUGUGAAGGAUGAACCCGAUCUGGAGGGGAGGACGGCCUUCAUGUGGGCCGCUGGGAAGGGCAGUGAUGACGUCAUCCGCACCAUGCUGGCCCUCACCCCUCACAUUGACAUCAACAUGGCCGACAAGUAUGGAGGCACCGCGCUCCAUGCGGCCUCCCUGUCAGGCCAUGUGAGCACAGUGAAGCUGCUGUUGGAGAGGGGAGCGAUGGUCGACUCUCUGGAUGUGAUGAAACACACGCCGCUGUUCCGGGCUUGCGAGAUGGGACACAGAGAUGUCAUACUCACACUCAUCAAAGGUUCUGCACGCGUGGACCUGGUGGACGUGGACGGUCACACCGCUCUGCACUGGGCUGCUCUGGGAGGCAAUGCUGAGGUCUGUCAAAUACUGAUGGAGAAUGGGAUUAGUCCCAAUGUACAGGACCAGGCGGGACGGACUCCUCUGCAGUGCGCUGCUUAUGGCGGCUACAUCACCUGCAUGGCUGUUCUCAUGGAGACCAAUGCUGAUUCAAACAUACAGGACAAGGAGGGGCGGACUGCUCUCCACUGGUCUUGUAACAAUGGCUACCUGGACGCUGUGAAACUGCUGCUGGGCUACAAUGCCUUUCCUAAUCACAUGGAGCACACUGAAGAGAGGUACACCCCUCUGGACUACGCUCUGCUGGGGGGGCACAGCGAGGUGACUCAGUUCAUGCUGGAGCACGGAGCUCUGUCCAUAGCAGCGAUCCAGGACAUCGCCGCUGCCUCCAUCCAGGCCGUCUACAAGGGCUACACCGUCCGCAAGACCUUCAGGGAGAGAAAGCAGCUGCUCAUGAGGCAUGAGCAGCUGCGCAAGGACGCAGCGAAGAAACGAGAGGAAGAACAGCGGAGGAGAAAAGCUGUGCAGCAAGUCUCUGUGUCCACUGCGGAGAAACGGAGGGUCCCUGUGGUGAGAACAGAGCAGGAAAAGCUCUCCUUAGUGAACAUAUUAGAGGACUUAUCCAUCAAUGACCCCGUAGUGAAAACAUCCAAAGCUGAACGCACUAAGAGCAAAGAGGAGAGACUCAAAGCCCACAAGAGCAGGUCCUCCAGAAGAAGUAAAGCAGCUGAAACACAUGAGGUUCCUGAUGCUUCGAUCAGCCACUGUCAUGUGACCGGUGGAAGUGUCCGCGGUGCUCUCCAGACCACCAGGCUGAAGGAACUUCUCUCUCCCAUCAGCUGCAGCCAGCCACCCGGCCUCAAACCUGGACCCCCCUCCAUGCCCAAAGCCAGGGAACGACCUUCCUCAAACUCCUGCAUUCCCUCCACAUGUGUUGCGGUGACAGACAAACCUGACACUACUACCAGAGAAUGCGUCCCUCUGAAGAAGAGAGACGCUCACGUGACUGUGCAGACUGCCCCCAGUGAGACUGAUGCUCUCACCGCCCCACAAAAGCACAGAGACCAUAAGGAGCGGACUUCAGAAAAGGCCGCCGCCAAAGACGUCACGUACAUUCCCUCGUUAAGAAGCAGUUCAUCUUUAGACCACAAAAGCCCCUUGAGAAAGACUCAGUCCGCCACACAUGCACCCAUCUGGACACGCACGCACAGGGAACACAACAAAGAGCAGCGCGGGAGGAGGAACGAGGCCGCACGCAUCAUCCAGCGAGCUUGGCGAAGGUUCCACACACGCACACGGAGAGAGGUACAGGCCCCCGAGCAGGCGGAGUCAAAUGAUUCAAACCACGCCCACAACAGGAAGAAAAUGGAAGCGAGUAAAAGCUCAGUGCUACAAAGCAUCUAUGGCAACUCUAUGGCCAGACGAGGGCGUUCUCUCCGGGGCUCUCAGUCUCAGCUGCUGCUGGACAUGUCUUUACGCACACAGAGCCAGUGUAAGUCCACGCACAGCCACAAACACGCAGCUUUAAUAAAGUCAAAAGUCUCUCAAGUCAUUUUCUGUGCUUAUUUUACAGUGAGCGGUAUUGACUGUGUGCACCUGACUGAUGCUGUAAAUCAAGCCAAGCAGUACUCUUACCACUUGAGACCACAUAGUGCUGGACAGGGGACCAGAGGCCGGGGGAAACACUGAACCGGAAACACUGAACCGAACCCACCCACCCACACACACACACACCCACACACACACACACAAUGUUCUUUGAUGUUUUCUCAGCUGGCUGGCGGCCUUACCUCUAUAGAAUUACUUCACACAUUGUUCGCUCGAUGUGCCACACUUUCUAAAAUUAAGCCAUAUGACAUCAGAGCCAUGACCUCACAGGGUGGGGUUAAGUCUACAGAAACGGUGUGUGUAAAAGAUAACCUUUCAUCCAUUGUGGAAGGAACACAUACACACGCCGUAUCCCUCGUUCUCCAUCGCUCUCGCACACACACUGAGAUAACCUUUCCUCCUGUUCUGGAGAAUGAGGCAGUCUAUCAACAGCCGGUCAUACAGAUAGCCCACCUGCAGCCGUGGACACACACAGUUACUCUCCACACAACAGUCUGCUCUCUAAGUGCUUUCCAUCUCAAGAGAAAGAUGUAUUUCUGAACUAUGCAGUUUGUAUUUACUUAAAUAUGCCUUUGCACAAAAAUAAUCCAUUCAUCUUGUGUAAUAUUAAAUUUAGCUGAAUGUUGUUUUUGUUUUUUUUAUUGCCUUAUAAGAAAUAUAAUAAAAAUAGACCCAAAACUCAGCGCACUUGGAUUUAAGUUUAUUAUCGCUUUUUUUCCAACCCUUUUCGUUUUUUUUGUAUCAAAAAGCGGCCAGGUACACUGGACAACAUUCUGCAACUUUCCCCCGAAAAGGCAAAAGAAGGACAAACGAUUACCAGGCUAAGAAUGAUGCAAUAAAGCAGCUCAAGACACUAAAAGAACCAGAGCUGCUAAAACAAGAAUGUUAAGAAUUCAUUGUCACUCGUAAUAAACAAACAUGUCAAUCGACUGUAUUCCUGUCUGAGAGUUGCGUCGUACGUACGUCGUCGCUUUUGUGCUGUGUGAGUGUUUUGUUUGUCAGAGUCACUGUGAGAUGUUUGAGAGGGUGAACUGGGAAACACACCAGGUGGCGGUCAGUAAAUGUCUCGAAGGCCCAGGUUUCCACGGCGAGCGGAGGAGCCGUGAGCCACGGAGACGGUAUAACA
Molecule: messenger RNA, 4491 nt
Organism: Anarrhichthys ocellatus (wolf-eel)
Lineage: Eukaryota; Metazoa; Chordata; Actinopteri; Perciformes; Anarhichadidae
Gene: invs
Product: inversin
Exons: 16
Coding region: 456-3446 (996 amino acids)
Biological process (GO): cellular response to tumor necrosis factor
Cellular component (GO): cytosol
Molecular function (GO): NF-kappaB binding
Source: RefSeq, a predicted model, not a curated record